CAUCUGGAACACGACAAAGGGACAGAGAGCGAGCAAACGAACGAAAGAGAGAGAAUUAGAGAGAGAUUGAAGUGGGCGAUUUUUUGAUCUACUCCAUAACCAGCUCGAUCUGUUCCUCCGAAGUUUGAAUUUAUAGUUGAUCGAACCUAAUUUACGUUACAAUCUCGAGAUGGGUUUUAUGGUGACAACGCUUAUCUUUGUGGUGAUUGGAAUCAUUGCGUCUCUUUGUACCAGAAUUUGCUGCAACAGAGGACCCUCUGCCAAUUUGUUCCAUCUAACAUUGGUUGUUACAGCAACAGUAUGCUGUUGGAUGAUGUGGGCGAUUGUAUACCUUGCCCAGAUGAAACCACUCAUAGUCCCUAUUCUGAGCGAAGGUGAAUGAAAUCCUUUGUGGAGAAGUGUAGUAUUGAAAUUCUUUACGGAGAAGCAUAAUAUAUUGUUGGUAAUCCAGAGGUAUCUGUUGUGGAGGCCCCGGGAAUAUAUCUGUUUUCU
Molecule: messenger RNA, 492 nt
Organism: Pistacia vera
Lineage: Eukaryota; Viridiplantae; Streptophyta; Magnoliopsida; Sapindales; Anacardiaceae
Product: V-type proton ATPase subunit e1
Exons: 4
Coding region: 170-382 (70 amino acids)
Biological process (GO): proton transmembrane transport
Cellular component (GO): proton-transporting V-type ATPase, V0 domain
Molecular function (GO): proton-transporting ATPase activity, rotational mechanism
Source: RefSeq, a predicted model, not a curated record